This is a messenger RNA of Electrophorus electricus (electric eel), 1459 nucleotides long. The record is from RefSeq and is a predicted model, not a curated record. Lineage: Eukaryota; Metazoa; Chordata; Actinopteri; Gymnotiformes; Gymnotidae.
CACCCCUUAAUCCUGACUAGCUGACUAGCUAUCUUGCUAUCUGACGUAGGUUCGCUAGCUACACAGCUAACACGUCAAACGUGCCGGGCACGUCGUUGUUUUUCUUUUUUGUGUACAUUAUUUGGCAUGUUAGAAGUCCUUCGAUUGACUGGUAAUUUGUUUGCCCGUUUUAGCGAAUUAAUUAGCUAGCUACGAAGCUAGUUUUGUUCGGUAGGUUAUGCUGUGUUUACUAGCUAGCUGGCCAGUUAGCUGUAAUAAAGGUACACGGUUCUGGUUUAUUACCAGUCAGCCCUAGCUGGUUAAAUGUUCACUACUGAAGGAGCAAACGCUACCGGGGACAGCGAUGUGCACAUGUCGGUGGUCUGCUGUCAAUAUAGCUGGGUUAUUUGCGUCGAUAAAUUCAGUGCGCUAGCUGUAUUUUGCUUACUUUGCUGUUGGAUCCUAUAACUAGCUAAAAUAAAAUGCAGAGAAAAUGAAGGCCACAGUACGUUUCAUUGAUUGUAGAUUAUUAAAAUGAUACAUUAACGUAACUUUUAAGUAAAAAUCGUGUAUUUUAUCUAACAUUUCCUUACUACCGUUGCUAGCAUAGGCUAGUUUUCCUUAUCUUGCCACUAGUGUCACUUGAUGAUAAACCAUGUUUUCUUUUUCCUUUUUCUAAUUUCCUUGUCAAAUAUACAGUGGGCUUUAUUGACUAGACAGAUAGUUCUCAACAGCGGUGGUAACACUUGCGUGUUCUUGCAAAACUGGGAAGCGUUAGGUGAACGAUUAUAGUCGCCGACUGCAUUGUGACUUGACGCUAGUUGAGUAAAUAUACGGAGGCCGUUCGGACAAGAGUUGUGCUGAAUCACCGUGACUCCAAGCCCAACGGCUUCAGAAAAACAAAACACAAUGACAUCAGAUGGCAGAGCCAGCAAAGCCCUCAAGGUGAAGAGGGAGUGUGGAGAGAAUGUUCCCGUGCUGUCCGAUAGUCAGCUUAUGUCCCUGUCGGUGCGUGAGCUGAACCUGCACCUGCGCGGCUUGUCGAGGGAGGAGAUCCAGAAGCUUAAGCAGAGGCGGCGCACGCUGAAGAACCGUGGCUAUGCAGCCAGCUGCCGGGUGAAGCGUGUGUCGCAGCGUGAGGCUCUCGAGCAGCAGAAGAAGGAGCUGCAGCGAGAGGUGGAGCGGCUGGGCGCCGAGAAUGCUGGUAUGCGCCGGGAGCUGGAGGGCCUGGGUGCCCGGCUAGCCGCCCUGCAGCGCUUCGCCCUGGGUCUGGAGUCUGGAGGGAGUGGCCUCCUGGCCACGGCCCCCCGCCUCAACACAGCCUCCGUUAUCACAAUUGUGAAGAGCCCCCAGCAGGGCCACGCCCCCAGAGAGCAAGAGGCAGCCUAAGGGUCAUUCAUUCUGGCAAUAUGCACAUACACACACACACACACACACGCGCGCGUGCACACACACACACACACACACACACACACACACA